Vidua macroura (Pin-tailed whydah) is the source of this 5099-nucleotide messenger RNA. RefSeq names its product C-X-C motif chemokine receptor 5 (gene CXCR5). Gene Ontology annotation, cellular component: membrane. The record is from RefSeq and is a predicted model, not a curated record. Bases 1860 to 2942 code for a protein of 360 amino acids. Gene Ontology annotation, biological process: G protein-coupled receptor signaling pathway; B cell activation; lymph node development. NCBI's taxonomy places the organism in Eukaryota, Metazoa, Chordata, Aves, Passeriformes, Viduidae. The transcript has 2 exons. Gene Ontology annotation, molecular function: C-X-C chemokine receptor activity.
CCAACAUAUAUUCUGUUUGGAGUUUUCAGCACAGUCACCUGCACAGCCUGAGCAGCCUGGUUUGGUCACUACACAAAAUUGCAAAGGUUUUUAGGUUGUUUUGCUUUUUAUCAGAGAGGUUCAAGGAUCUGAUUUCUAUGUGUGUUGUUAACUCCUCAUGAAAGGUCCGGGUACAGAGUAAGCAGGAAAUACUUUCAAGCUGGGUAGGAAAAUAGCUGGGAGGGAUUUCUUAAGGCCCAAAAUCAUAGCCUAAACCAGAAAAACAAAUGUUCUUUGGCAAUACAAAAUGCUUCUCACCAAAGGUUUGCAGCCCCACAGUUACAUUAGCAAGAGCUGGGCAGGGUUAUUCCACACUUUUCCCAAGGACUCAUUCCCUUGGGAAACUGGAGUGGUCCUAGGGAGUGGACCCUCCUACCAUCCACUGCUUGGGGACUGCCUGCGCCUGCUGUGUGCUCUAUGAGUUUGGUAAUGCCCCAUAGACUUUUGCCCCAUGAGCAUGCCCGGGCUCCUCUUGGAACCAUGCAGGUGGUUUCAGCAGCAGAGGAGUUUAGAUAAGCCCUGCUGCUGCCAAGUGACCUCUUUACCCCCCACAGUCAUGUGCAGAGGCACCCAGUGCAUUACCCAGGGAAAGCUGCCUGAGAGAGAAGAAACAUCAAUCACCCUUCCUUAGCUAGGUACAACACAAGACUCCAGGCUGGUCACAGUAAUUUUGCUUAGUGGCCCCUUGGGUGAGCAAAAACCCCCAAAAUCAGGUCUAAAAUUGUGUAAAGCAGGGCUGGUAUUUUUAGACAGGAACUUUGGCUGAUGAGGGAAGGAGCAGCAGGUGCAAACGGCUGCAGCUGGCAGUGAAAGGUAUGAAAGCAUUAGCAGAGACUUCCGCUGUGGUCAACACUGAAGGCUCAGCACAGGUCUCCAGAGAGGGUGUGGGUGGGGGACCUCGGGGUGACUGCUGCUGAGCUCUUCCCAGUUGUCACCAAUAUUCAGUUUGCCACAAGCCUCCUCCACUGCUCUCUUUUUGUGCAAGGCCAGCUGAAGCAUGACCACCAUCCAGGGAGCUCAUCCUGAGCAGAAUUUCAGCUUCCCAGCACUCAAGACUUGCCCUCAGCUUCAGCCUGAAAUGCAGACUGGUCAAGAAGAUAGCGCAAGCCAAGGGCGAGUCACAUCUCAAAGCAGCUCUAUUGCACUUCCCUUACUGGAUAUCAGUCUGGGGUCUGAGUGGUGUUUUCCCUUCCCUUUCCUGCUCUGACUGCAAUUAAUUCAGAACUGAAAGGUUUAUCAACAGAACUGAUCUCUCUCUCCAUCAUCUAUUCCUGUAGCUGUGGCACCAGCUAUCAGAGCUCAGAGGCUUUCCUCCCAUUGUUUUGAACACCUACCCCACACCUUCCUCCGAGAAUGGGAAGAGAUCUCAAAGGGCAGCUGUUGCUAACCCCACCUCACCUUGCUCUCUCAUAGGCAGCUCUCAGGCCUCUGAGGAUGAGAAGAAGGGGACAGGUUCACUGCACAGUAUUUGAGGUACAGAUGUGCUGUGUGGUGAAUCCUACCACCUUUAUACCUGACAGCAGGCAGGACAGGAGUGGUCCAUAUAAGAAAUGGGUGGGAAAAAUCAGGAAAGCUGGUAGAGGAGGGUUCCAUUCUAUGUGAGAAAGCAAAAUUCGCCAGCAGGUAACUUGGCAAGAACCAGAAGAUAAAACUGAUCAUCUGAUUGGACACCAAAACAUCCCCAAAUACUCCAGUUAAAGAUUAUAGACUGAGCAGCCCUCACUGUCACAGAUGGAGAAAACCCUCUCCACCUGCUGCUGCACCUCCUGGCAGUAGAGGGGCCUCCAGCGUCAUCACACUGUAGACAGCAUCUCCUCCUGAUGCAGAGCCAGGUGGAGCUGAGCGGUUACUACGAAGCUGAGAACACCACCCCUUCUUUGGAGGGCUACUUUUGCUUCAACCCAGCCUCAUCUGUGGUUGGCAACCAGGGAGACCCCUUCAGAAAGGUCUUCAUGCCCCUCAUCUAUCUGCUGAUGUUUGUGUUGGGGACUCUGGGCAAUGCUCUGGUCCUGGUCAUUUUAGAGAGGUUCAAGCGGUCUCGCACCACCACAGAAAACUUCCUUUUCCACCUCACCCUGGCCAACCUGGCACUGUUGCUCACCUUCCCAUUCAGUGUGGUGGAGAGCUUAGCUGGGUGGGUAUUUGGGAAGUUCCUCUGUAAGAUACUCAGUGCUGUCCACAAGAUCAAUUUCUACUGCAGUAGCAUGCUGCUGGGGUGCAUCGCGGUGGACCGUUACUUGGCCAUCGUCUAUGCUAUCCACACCUACCGCAAACGCAGAGCUCGCUCCAUCCACCUCACCUGCACGGCUGUCUGGCUCUGCUCAUUGCUUCUGACUUUACCCGAUCUCAUCUUCAUGGAAGUCUGGACAGAUGACAGCAACCGCAGCAUUUGCUAUUUUCCAGAGGUUGGGAUUGAUGGAAACAAUGCGUGGCUGGCAACCCGCUUCCUCUACCACACCGUGGGCUUCUUUGUGCCUCUGCUGGUCAUGUGUUACUGCUACAUGGCCAUCAUCCGGGCACUGUGUCAGUCCCAGCGCCUGCAGAGGCAAAAAGCUGUCCGUGUGGCCAUCCUGGUCACAGGCAUCUUCCUUCUAUGCUGGAGCCCAUACCACAUUGUCAUCUUCCUGAACACACUUACCAAGCUAGAAGCUUUCACCAAGAACUGUCUCCUGGAAGACCAGCUGGACACAGCCAUCAUGGUGACAGAGGCCAUCGGCUUCACACACUGCUGCCUCAACCCCAUCCUCUACGCUUUCAUUGGGGUCAAGUUCCGUAACGACUUCUUCCGGAUCCUGCAGGAGCUCGGCUGCAUAAGCCAGGAGACCCUGCAGGAGAUCCUGGAGGUGACAAGGAAGGGUAGUGGGAUAGAGUCUGACAACACCACCUCCAUCUCCACUUUCUAGCUGAGAAGAGCUGCCUGCAGGGCAGAACUGGCCUGGGUCUUUCCUUCCCAGUGGCACACUUGCUGUGGUCUCAGUUACAAGUUUCACAAGCAUCCCCACAACUUUCUUCACUUCUCAGGAAACAGAUCCAAUAGCCACCAAACACCCAAAUCCUAUCAGAUACCUUCCUUGGCUCUUCCUGGUUCUCAAACUUGUAGAGAUCUAUCUGGCAGCUGUUGGUGAAUGCUGGAUGUCUGAUGGUCACUCUUGUGGAGCUGGAUGAAGAUGGUCACUCAAGUGGGUUGAACCUGAUAUUCCCACCUCUCCCUCGAAAAACGGACUGCGGACAUCUUGUGCACAAAGCCAGGCACAGGACUCAGGUGCCAGGGUUAAGGAAAAAUGUGCAGCCAAGUAAAUGAGUCAUGUCAGCAAGCAGGUCUCCCUUUCACUAGCUAAGGUUGGUACACACAUGCUUAAGGGAAGCUGUGGGACUCAGUGGCCAUCACAACUGGAGAGAUGCAGGUAGGACUGAGGGGGGCUGCAAAGCUCAAUCCAAUAGCAUGGGCAUACAGUGCUGGACACUCUUUGACUGCAACAUUGUCCUCCUGCUGCAUAGCAUCCCCCCAGCCUGCCACAACACAUUCAUCUUCACAACACAGCUCAUGCCAGGAGGUCCUCUCACAGACUGAAAGAUUUGACUGUCACAGACUCCUUUCCUGACAGCAGUAGCAUUCUUCUCCACUCAUUUGAUCUGUUUUAUUGCUGUUAUGAUCUCAUGUGAGUGGCUGCUGAACUGAAUGCCUGACUCUGCAAAAGUUUUCCUUCAAGGAGGAACACCAUCUGAGGAGAUGGCUUCUGUCUUGUGACUGCACACAGGGGAGAGAAACCACACAGCUUUGUAAAGCUGAUGGUAUAAAUUUUUUUUUUUUUUUUUUUUGGCAGCUAGUUGUAUGGCUAUUUAUGGGUUCUGAGAACAAGGAGACUCACUGCCCCAGAGUAAGGGAAAGUCUUCUUUAUUUUGAGCAAGGCUAGAGGAAAUGUGGCAUUUUGCUUUGCACUGUGCUUUCUGUUAGUUUUCCUCCACCUGCAGGGAGGAAGACCUACAGGGCUUUCAGCGGUUAAGUGCAUCCAGGUAUACAGAGGACAAACCUGAGUGGUGAUCUUGCCCUGAACUGCAAGUAUGCAGAAACUGCGCAGAUCAGGGCAGCUUGAUAAUAAUUUGGUUCAAAGUAAGAGCAGCAGCUUUCCCCAUCAUUAAUCCUUGCACCACAAGCUGGUGUGUGGGGAAGCCCCAGCAGACUCAAGACAGCUUGCUGCUGCCUAGGAGGUCUUGUCACAGUUUAACAUGGCAGCAGGCCCACAACAUUGCUCCAUGACGUUUCUGUUCCUAAAGAGUGCUGUGGCCUGAACUGUAGGAGAGCCAUACAUACCAAUGUCACAUGAGCACAACCCUCCUCACAAGCACACUUUAAAAUCUCCUCUACCCUUCACCUCACAUUUUAAGCAAUGUCAAAACAAUGUUAGUUCUCCUGUGGCAGCAGGAAUUUUGUGCUAACCUCACUUCUGAAGUUCAUCCCCCUAGCAGACAGCUCAGUCUCAGGUGAACUUCACAGUACUCAAGGGCCCCGCUAAAAAGACCAGCCAUUAUGGAAGGGUGAAGCCAUUAUGGCGCUGGGACUGACACAUUACCUCAGCCUGACUCAGGCAGAGAUCUCAAUAGCUUGAUCUCACAUUGUGACUUGAGGAGAAAAACUCAGCUAGUAUAAGGCAGUCCACCAUUUCCUGCAGCACCUUAUCUUCAAAGAUUAAACUUUCAAGUAAUGGCAAUUGUGGUUGUUCAGGCACAUACAUGCAGCAGAGAAGGGCAAGCCUCUUAAGCCUGCACUUGUUCUCCACAGUUGUGCCAGUGAGAAAACCCAUUGCAGAUGCAUUGUAAACACCUCCCCAGCAGGUUAUGGUGACAACUGUGUUUCUACAUGAAAAUGUUAUUGAAAAAAAUAAUAGUCAAAGUAUAAAAUUCUUACAGUGGUCACAAAAAGAAAAUCUGCGCUCAAAUGAGAGUGUACAGACUACACAUCUAUUGUUACUAUAGCUUUUAGCACUGGUAUGUACAAACCUUUAGGAAGUUUUGAGGUAAGCUGUAAUAAACAGGUGAAUAAAACACCAUCUUCUCAUGUA